Orbicella faveolata is the source of this 734-nucleotide messenger RNA. Its product is annotated as nuclear nucleic acid-binding protein C1D-like. The record is from RefSeq and is a predicted model, not a curated record. Gene Ontology annotation, biological process: maturation of 5.8S rRNA; regulation of gene expression. Gene Ontology annotation, cellular component: nucleolus; exosome (RNase complex). NCBI's taxonomy places the organism in Eukaryota, Metazoa, Cnidaria, Anthozoa, Scleractinia, Merulinidae. Gene Ontology annotation, molecular function: RNA binding; DNA binding.
CGAAGCUAAAAAUAGCAAAUAAUUGUUCUCGAGCCUCGUUAUCACACAUUCUGACCCAUGCUUCCCGCGUGUAAGAGAAUUUUCAAGAUGGCGGGUCAAGUGGAAGAAGAACCAGAUUUGCCCGAAGAAGUCACCGAAUCUCUAGAGUCUUUUCACGAGGCCUUGGGAAAAGUUGAAGAUGUAUUCAAGCCCCUUCUGGAGACUUCAGUUGAUGACUUGAAGGAAAAGAUGAAUCCUCUUCAGAGUGCAAAACUUGAUCUUGUUGUCGCUUACGCCAUCAAUUCUAUGUUCUGGAUGUAUCUAACUACGCAAGGUGUCAAUCCUCGACAACAUCCUGUCAAAUCUGAACUGGACAGAAUAAAGAAGUACAUGGGUAAAGUGAAGGAAGCAACUGAAAAGAAAGAAGCAUCUGCAAGAAUUGAUAAAGAAGCUGCCAAGAGAUUUGUGAAGAGUGCAUUAUGGGAACCUUCAGGUGAUGCAAUGAUAAUUAUUACUCGACUGUGCAUAUUUAUUUGUGAUCACUUAAUACACGAUAGUUUGAAUAGUCUGAUACUUUACAUGCGAGUGUUCAGUGUGGUUGUUUUUUUUUUAAAUUAUUGUUUGUUAUUUUUAUUGCAACCAUUGUCAGUAUUUGUGACAAAAAGUAUAGUUACAUGAACAUGUUUAAUGUGGUGGAGCAUAACCAUUUCAUGCACAAGGAAAUGACAUGGCCAAGGAGUUGAACUUGAGACUGU